Piliocolobus tephrosceles (Ugandan red Colobus) is the source of this 945-nucleotide messenger RNA. Its product is annotated as putative olfactory receptor 52P1. Gene Ontology annotation, molecular function: olfactory receptor activity. The record is from RefSeq and is a predicted model, not a curated record. NCBI's taxonomy places the organism in Eukaryota, Metazoa, Chordata, Mammalia, Primates, Cercopithecidae. Gene Ontology annotation, cellular component: plasma membrane. Gene Ontology annotation, biological process: G protein-coupled receptor signaling pathway.
AUGAUAACCACGGUUUUUCCCAAUAAUUCUGUUCUCUUCCCACAUACUUUCUUCCUGGCUGGCAUCCCAGGAUUGACUGCCGCCCACAUUUGGAUCUCACUUCCCUUUUGCUUUAUGUUUUUCCUGUCAUUGACUGGGAAUGGUGUCCUGCUUUGUCUCAUUGGGACAGAACGCAGGCUUCACCAGCCCAUGUUUCUUUUUCUUGCCAUGCUCUCCUUUGUCGACUUGGUCCUCUCUCUCUCCACACUGCCUAAGAUGCUGGCUAUUUUCUGGUUUGGUGCUACAGCCAUCAGCUCCUACUCCUGUCUUUCCCAGAUGUUCUUCACCCAUGCAUUCUCUGCCAUGGAGUCAUGGGUGCUAGUGGCCAUGGCCCUGGACUGCUCUGUGGCCAUGCGUUAUGCAACCAUCCUUACACCUGUUGUUGUUGCCAAGAUUGGAGGCCUGGUGGUGUUGCGAGGGAUGGGAUUGACCAUCUCCUUUCCAAGAUUGGCUCAUAGGCUGCCCUACUGUGGCUCUCACACCUAUACCUACUGUGAGCAUAUGGCAGUGGUGAAGCUGGCCUGUGGGGCCACCACUGUGGACAACCUCUAUGCCUUUGCCAUGGCAAUCCUUCUUGGUGUGGGGGAUGUGGCCUUUAUUGCCUAUUCUUAUGGGCAGAUUGUGAGGAUUGCAAUGCAUUUUCCUUCACCUGAGGCACGUGCUAAAGCAGGCGGCACAUGUAUAGCCCAUGUCUGUGUCAUCCUCUUCUUCUAUGGACCUGGCUUUCUUUCUGUGGUCAUGCAGCACUUUGGACCAUCCACAGCUUCUGCUGCAAAGGUCAUCCUUGCCAAUCUCUGCUUGCUCUUUCCGCCGGCACUGGAUCCCUUUGUCUAUGGCAUGAAGACCAAGCAGAUCUGGGAGCGGCUGUUGAUGAUUCUGAGCCCCAAGUGGAUUGAGCCUACCUGA